Messenger RNA from Cuscuta campestris, 975 nucleotides. Lineage: Eukaryota; Viridiplantae; Streptophyta; Magnoliopsida; Solanales; Convolvulaceae. The record is from the annotation of a GenBank genome assembly.
CAAAAAAGUCAAAGAAAAGUGGUGCAAUAUAAUGUUGGACUACGAGUGGUGUAACCAGUCAGCCGCCGCCGGCAUGUUUUCCGACGAACCAACUCCACAAGACUCCGACCAAACCCGCCACUUCUACGACUCAUACGCCGCCCAAGCCGCCUUCAACGAAACCCAGGCCUCGGCGUUUCUAGCAUCCAACGCCGCCGCCAACUUCGCCGCCGCCCAGUUCCACCACCACCCGCAGCACAGCUUCGCCGGUCUUUGCUAUGACCCCCGCGCCGCCUACGGCGGCGGCCCGUCGUCGUUUGCUCACCAGGCGGCGGGCUUGCUCUCCCUUGAACCAGCCGGGUUCGGGGCGGUCGCAAAGAGCGAGCCUCUGGUCAACUUCCCGACCGCCGCAAACCGGAUUGGGCUGGACUUGGGUGGGAGGACUUACUUCUCCUCGGCGGAGGAUGACUUCGUCAGCCGGCUGUACCGCCGGUCGAGGGGGAUGGACCCCACGGCGGCCAACUUCCCGAGGUGCCAAGCGGAGGGAUGCAAUGCUGACCUCACCUUAGCCAAGCACUACCACCGCCGCCACAAGGUCUGCGAGUUCCACUCCAAGGCCGCCGCCGUCGUCUCCGCCGGCCAAUCUCAACGCUUCUGUCAGCAAUGCAGCAGGUUCCACCUGCUAACGGAAUUUGAUAACGGCAAGAGAAGUUGCCGGAAAAGGCUGGCCGAUCAUAACCGGCGGAGGAGGAAAAGUAAUCAGGCCACGGCGGCAAAUCAAGAUUCCGGCAACGCCACGGAUACUCAAAAUUCUUCUUCCAGCACAAGGUCGCCGCCGGAUUCAGGGGCACAAUCGUCAUCAUCAGUUGCAGUUUCGCCGCCGAGAAUAUCGCUGGAUUAUCUCCGGCAAUAACAAAAAUAAGGAUUGGGGGUCAAAGUUUAGUCAAAUAGAAGAAGCAUUAGAGCUAAUGCAACUAAUAAUGGUAGCAUUAUUUG